UCACUUCCUCCUGCGUGGGUCCAGUCUCUGCUGCGUAAAGCGCCGCUCGGCUCCAGGACGGUGAUCAGGCCGGGAGGAGGAAGAGGAGCCACCUGAAGCCGCGCGACACGUCCCGGUGCCUUCAAGGAGAAACCACAAUGGACUGCUGCUGGAAAACUUUCUGAAAAAGAGAAGGAAGGGACGUGAUUUGUUGUUUUCCUCUUCUUCUGCGCGUACCUGUGCGGACUUGCCUGCGCGUCAGAGCGCGUGGAGCUGCGCGCAGCCCGGUGGACACACCUUUUUUUUUUCUUUAAACGCGGAGCCCCCACUCAGAAGUCUUCCUCCUCUCCAUUUCUUUCCUUUUGGCUGUCUGAAAGCGGAGGAACGCGCGAGCUGCACGCCGACAUGUCCGCCAACGAGAGAUCAACGCGCGCGCUCCGAGAGAUCCUGCUGAAGCCUGGAAACGACGCGUGCGCAGACUGCGGCGCGCCAGAUCCCAACUGGGGUUCCUGCACCUUGGGGGUCUUCAUCUGUCUGGCCUGUUCUGGGAUCCACCGCAACAUCCCCGACGUCAGCAAGGUGAAGUCCCUGAGCCUGUCCCGCUGGGAGGACCACGAGGUCCAGUUCAUGGCUGAGAACGGAAAUGAGCUGAUGAAGAGUAAAUACGAGGCUGCUGUUCCAGUCUACUACUACAAACCAACCCACAAAGACUGCCAGGUGCUGCGGGAGCAGUGGAUCAGAGCAAAGUACGAGAGGAAGGAGUUCUGCGAGCCCGGGGGGAGGUUCACCUAUGAGGAAGGAACUCGAGACGGCAUGUUGCUGAAAAGGGGGCGGGACAACGGGCAGUUCCUGAGCAGACGGUUCGUCCUUUCGGAGAGGGAGGGGACGCUGAAGUAUUUCACCAAGUAUGACGCUAAGGAACCCAAAGCCGUGAUCAAGGUGGACACCAUCAACGCCACCUUCCAGCCGGAGAAGAUCGGAAACCCCAACGGCCUGCAGAUCACCUACCUCAAAGACUACAGCACCCGCAACGUCUUCGUCUACCACGACAGCGGCAAGGAGAUUGUCGACUGGUUCAAUUCAAUCCGAGCAGUUCAGCUUCACUAUCUGAAGGUGGCCUUUCCCGGGGCAACCGAUGCCGAGCUGGUCCCCAAACUCACCAGGAAUUUUCUCAAGGAAGGAUACAUGGAGAAGACGGGGCCCAGGCAAACGGAAGGCUUCAAGAAGCGCUGGUUCACCCUGGACCACAGACGACUCAUGUACUUCAAAGACCCGCUGGACGCCUUUGCGAAAGGUGAAGUCUUCCUGGGGAACAGGGACCACGGCUACAGCGCCUCGCCCGGUUUGCCCGCCGGCACCCACUGCAACGGCGCCUGGCAGUACGGCGUCACCAUACAGACGCCCGACCGCUGCUUCCUGUUCACCUGCGAGUCGGAGGGCGACCAGCAGGACUGGCUGAAGCACUUCAACGACGUCAUGAGCGCUCAGAUGUCCCCCCAGGAGUACACCAUGGAGGCCUUGUUCAAGCACAGGCCUUGAUGGAUCAGCAGCUUCUGACAGACGACCCAACUCUGCCGUCAGAAACCGGAACACCGUCACUGAUAUGGUCACACUGGAGCUUGUUGCUAAACCCCAAACACACGGCCACGAGGUUCAUCCAGAGCACACGGGAGAACCAGUCCAACGAUGAGCGCUACUUAACUCCGAAAUCCUGUUGGUGACAGAUGUGGAACCAUACUGUGUGCCUCAUAAGCACCGAACAUUCUGAACUACAGGUUUUCCUUUGUGUUUCUGUUUGUCUGGAUAAUAAUCUACGGUCUCCUUUUCAUCAUGAAUACCAUCCAUGUUAGGUCCUGUCCAAAAAAAACCAGUCAAAGGAAGUAUUUAUGUAGAUUUAUGUUAAAAUGAUAAAACAGGCUUUUUUUUUGUUCAGUGAGAUCCUCUCAGGUGUUUCCAGAUGUGAUAACUAUAAAGAUACAGACCCGCAACA
This is a messenger RNA of Salarias fasciatus (jewelled blenny), 1969 nucleotides long. RefSeq names its product arf-GAP with dual PH domain-containing protein 1. Gene Ontology annotation, molecular function: phosphatidylinositol-3,4,5-trisphosphate binding; phosphatidylinositol bisphosphate binding; GTPase activator activity. The transcript has 11 exons. NCBI's taxonomy places the organism in Eukaryota, Metazoa, Chordata, Actinopteri, Blenniiformes, Blenniidae. The record is from RefSeq and is a predicted model, not a curated record. Gene Ontology annotation, biological process: positive regulation of GTPase activity. Gene Ontology annotation, cellular component: cytoplasm; intracellular membrane-bounded organelle; plasma membrane. The coding region runs from base 385 to 1518 and encodes 377 amino acids.